Molecule: messenger RNA, 495 nt
Organism: Tarenaya hassleriana
Lineage: Eukaryota; Viridiplantae; Streptophyta; Magnoliopsida; Brassicales; Cleomaceae
Product: cannabidiolic acid synthase-like 1
Exons: 2
Coding region: 1-495 (164 amino acids)
Molecular function (GO): oxidoreductase activity; flavin adenine dinucleotide binding
Source: RefSeq, a predicted model, not a curated record
AUGAAAUGGGUUGACACAAAGAAUCGUCUUGGAUCCCUUUUCGAAAACUUGAGCAGAGAUCAGAAUGUUGUGCCAACACGGUCGACGAGUAGAGAGAACCAGAGAGAAGGGAACGAGACUGACGAUGAGACUCAUUUGGUCCAAAAAUGUAAUAUCUACGAGAUUCAGUACUUAGCUUACUGGAGAGACGGAGGGGAGGGAACGAAGAACAAGACAGAGACAGAGAAAUACGUCAAAUGGGUCGAGAGUGUAUACGAUUUAAUGACUCCGUACGUUUCGAAAUCUCCGAGAGGAGCUUACGUAAACUUCAGGGACCUGGAACUGGGGAAGUACGUAGGGAUCAGGACAAAGUACGAGGAAGCUAGGGUUUGGGGAGUUAAGUACUUCAAGAACAACUUCGACAGACUGGUCAGAGUUAAGACAAGCGUUGAUCCUACAGAUUUCUUCAGAGACGAACAAAGUAUUCCUCCGUUUCGAUCUCUCACCGAUUCUUGA